AUGGUGGACGCCGGCGUCCUCGGCGGCGCAGGCGAGCUCACCGACCGCGCUGGGGGGGUCGGGCUCAAGCAGACCCUCCACGCUCUGCUCGAGCGCAUCACAAAGGGCCAGGCGCCACAAGCCUUCUUCGCAGCGCUUUGCACCGCGGAUAAGCCCUGCCUGAGCGUCUGCAAUCGUUCGUGGCGGCGGGGCAGCAUCGCGUACCGCUGCCUGGUGUGCGAGGUCGAUCCGUCGUGUGCAAUCUGCCCAGACUGCUUCCAGGCGGGAGAGCACGCAGGCCACGACUACCGGAUCGUCCAGGCGGCAGGCAGCUGCGACUGCGGCGACGAGGACGCUCUCUCCCGCACUGGCUUCUGCCCACGACACGGCGCCCCGCUCGGCGACGACGGACGUCCCGUCUACCAGCCACACCUGCCUCCGGACGUCUCAGCGGACCUCAACCGCCUUCUCUCCCUCUGCUGCCGGCGGCUGCUGGCAGACACGGUCACGGCGCUGCACGGCUCCGCGGGCGACGACGAGCCGGAGGAGGCCGCAACUCCCGGGGGAGACGCGCAGGCUGUGCGCCAGCUUCUCCUCGGCGCGCGGCACGGCGAGCUGCGUUUGGUGCGCGAGGCGCUGCGGAAGGGCGCGUCCGCCGAUACGGUCGACGCGCAGCACCACUUGCGCCCCACGGCGCUGCACUGGGCGGCGCAGCACGGCUACGUGAGCGUGGCGAGCGUCCUCCUCGACGCCGGCGCCAGCGUCCGCUCCGAGAACGUCUUCCGCCAGACCGCGUUGCAG
Messenger RNA from Emiliania huxleyi CCMP1516, 780 nucleotides. RefSeq lists its product as hypothetical. The annotation marks the transcript as partial. Lineage: Eukaryota; Haptophyta; Isochrysidales; Noelaerhabdaceae. Gene Ontology annotation, cellular component: cytoplasm; ubiquitin ligase complex. Gene Ontology annotation, molecular function: protein binding; zinc ion binding; ubiquitin protein ligase activity. Gene Ontology annotation, biological process: protein ubiquitination; ubiquitin-dependent protein catabolic process via the N-end rule pathway. The record is from RefSeq and is a predicted model, not a curated record. The transcript has a single exon.